Biomphalaria glabrata is the source of this 1023-nucleotide messenger RNA. RefSeq names its product galanin receptor 2a-like. Gene Ontology annotation, cellular component: membrane. The record is from RefSeq and is a predicted model, not a curated record. Gene Ontology annotation, molecular function: G protein-coupled peptide receptor activity. Bases 1 to 1023 code for a protein of 340 amino acids. Lineage: Eukaryota; Metazoa; Mollusca; Gastropoda; Planorbidae. The transcript has a single exon.
AUGGCGGAAAUAAACAAAUCCAAAGGCCUCGACGACCAGUACCAGGAGUUCUUCCACUGGGAGAUAUUUAGCCUAGUCAACAAUGCCAUCGUAUGCACCUUAAUCGGACUCUUGGGGCUGGUGGCCAAUGUGAUCAAUAUGAUGGUCUUUGUUCGACAAGGCUUCAACAGUUCCAUGAACAUCAGCUUCUUCUCCAUGGCUGUUUCAGACAUUGUACGCAUCCUUUCUGUUGAGUGGGCCAAUAUCUGUUUUAAUCCUUAUAUUGAAAAACUGGAAGCAUCUAUUAUGUUUGACUACGUGUUCUAUAUCACAGGCGGCUGGACUGUGGGCUGUGCCUGUCGUAUCACUCUGCACAUCACUCUGUAUGUUACGGUGGAGAGAUGUCUCUGCAUCGUGUUUCCGCUGACCAUAAGAAAAUUUAUCACGAUCACAAGAACCAAGAUAGUUAUCAUCCUCAUUUAUUUCACAAACGCCCUGACAUUGGUGCCCGAGUAUAUGUCUGUCUAUCUGACCUGGCUAUAUGACGUCAAGAGAAAUGCCACAAUACUGGGAGUUGGGUUUAGAAACAAUGGAUUGCAGACGAAAGGAAUCACUUUCAUGCUGCAUGUCUUGUUAAUCGUGAUUGGUCUGUUCUGCAUCGUCGUCAUGACGACAGUGCUGGUGUUGCAGCUUCGACGUCAGAGAAAAUGGCGGUUGAAGAACUCCAGCAACAGCCUUGCUAAAAAUUCUCUGACGUUACGUGAUAGAAGGUCUGCAGUACUGGUCAUUGUCGUGGCCACUUCGGUAGCCAUUUGUUACAUUCCCAUAGCUUCGCUUUCACUGGCCACAGUUUUCGUGCCAGAUUUUUAUGUUGGAGGAAAAUACGUCAAUUUUUUUAGAGACUCUUGGGCUUUAGCGUUUUUAUCUGGCAUAAUUAAUUCAAGUUCCACUAUACUUAUUUAUUACCGAAUGAGUUCAAAAUAUCAAGAGACUUUUCUGAAACUUUUAGGCCGUAAUGUGCAGAAUACAAAAUCUGAUAAAUAG